Vigna unguiculata (cowpea) is the source of this 2233-nucleotide messenger RNA. RefSeq lists its product as uncharacterized. Lineage: Eukaryota; Viridiplantae; Streptophyta; Magnoliopsida; Fabales; Fabaceae. Gene Ontology annotation, biological process: DNA repair. Gene Ontology annotation, cellular component: nucleus; Holliday junction resolvase complex. The record is from RefSeq and is a predicted model, not a curated record. Gene Ontology annotation, molecular function: DNA binding; nuclease activity.
CGUAAUAAGGAUAUGAUAUUCAGGUAAACCAAACAGACCGUGGAGACUCUGAUCCCGCGCUUAUUCGAAGGCGGAAACAACCAAACACGGUGGCAGAGCCGAACCCAAUAAUGGACCCUAUAAUCCUUUCGGAUGAAGAAGAAGACCCCUCAACGCCGUUCCCCUUCCGUUCAAAGAAACGCCGAACCGAACCGGACCCAAACCGCACCGUUUUGGUCAUCGAAGAUGACCCAACCCCUCAAAAAUCCGUCACACCUUCUAUCGUUCCCGAGACUCCAAUGUCGGCGCUAUUCGGUUCCGAGGUCGCAAUCGUCAAAUGCACCAUGCCUUCCGAUCCCACCGCUAGGGUUUCGCCUAACAAAUUCUCCGGGAUUAGUCAAAUGAUAUGUUUGGAGUCGGAUAAUGAGUCCGAACACUGUGGAAUGGACAAACGGGAUGAGACUGAACCGAGAGAUUCUGGAGGUAUUUCGAAUUCAAUGGGGUCUGGAAAUUCUCCUGGUGUGUUCUUCGAAUCAGAUAACACGUUGGGAAAUUAUGGAAUGGACAAACGGGAUGAGAAUGAGGCUAGAGAUUCAAGAUGGACUUCAAAUUCAGUGGCAUCUGGAAGUUGUCUACAUGUAUGUUUGGAAUCGGAUAACGAGUUAGAAAAUUGUCGAGCAGGUGAAUGGGAUGAAAAUGAACCAAAAGAAUCAAUAUGGAAUUCAAAAUCGUUGGGGUCCGGAAGUUCUCCAGGUAUAUGUUUGGAAUCGGAUAAUGAGUUAGAAAAUUUUGGAAUGGGCAAACGAAAUACGAAUGAAGCAAGGGAUUCACGAUGGACUUCACAUUCAAUGGGGUCCGGAAGUUCUCCUGAGAGGCACAUUUCACAUGAAAAUGCUGCUCUAACUGAAAUGCUUGCGAACAACCUUUCAAAUCCAACUUCUUUACGAGUGGAAAAUAUGGACGUGGAGAAGGAGAACACCAAAAAUAUGAAAAAGUCCAAAGUUCCUUCAAAGAACACAACCAAGGCAGCGGGGAAAACAAAAAUGACAAAAGAAGAAAGAAGUCGCCUCAUGGAGGAAAAGAAACUACAGAAAGAACAAGAGAAGUUAAAAAAAGCUGCUCUAAAGGCUGAAGCUGCUGAACUGAAAAAAAUUGAAAAAGAAAAGCAAAAAUGGGAAAAGGGGAAGUUUGCAAUAAAAUCCAUUGUGGCAGAAAUUGAUGCAAAGGUAGUUGAAGCAGGUUCGAUUGGAGGACAUCUGCUUACUAGGUUUGCUGAAAAAGGGCUUACAUACCAUAUUACAUCAAAUCCAAUCUCAGGGUCCAUUUUGUGGACUAUGAAAGUUCCUGAACAAAUUUCACAGCUUUCUACUGAAAAAAUUGAGAUUCCAUAUGUCCUGCUCAUUUAUGAGGCUGACAAAUUUUGUAAUCUCGUCACGAAUGAUUCUCUUUUUGAUCAACUCUCUAGCAUUCGAAGUCUUUAUCCGUCUUAUACAGUUUGUUACCUCACCAAUAGGUUAUUGGCUUACAUUAAUAAAAGGGAACAGGAUAAAUAUAAGAACCCUGAAAACAAUAGUUGUUGGAGACGUCCACCUAUCGAGGAGGUUCUGGCAAAACUAACGACUAAUUUCAACAAAGUACAUUCCAGGCAGUGUGUAGAUGAGGCUGAACUGGCUGAACAUGUUGUUGGUUUGACAUGCAGUUUGGCAUCAUGUCAGUUCAGAAAGAAGUUAACCCGGUUAUCUGUAUAUGCAAAUGGAGCCCUUAUUCCAAAGGACUGUGUUGACCGAAAUUUAAUAAAGAAAUCUUUGUGGUUAAAAGGUUUGGUUUCUAUCCCCAAGGUUCAGCCACGAUUUGCUAUUGCUAUCUGGAAGAAAUACCCAACCAUGAAGUCGCUCUUAAGUGUUUAUAUGGAUCCUAGUAAAUCGGAACAUGAGAAGGAAUUUUUACUUAAAGACUUGAUGACAGAAGGUUUGGUUGGUGGUGACCGAAGGCUAGGUGAGGUUUGUUCAAAGAGGGUAUAUAGAAUUCUAAUGGCGCAAAGUGGAUCCAUUAGAACCGAUGAUGUCGAGAAUGGUGCCGAUUUCUUUGAACGUCAAUUAUGAAGAGCUUUCCCUUGUAUGUUAACUCUCUCUAACAAAGGCUGUCUAAUGUGAAUAUGAAACGUGUCAACCUUUUAGAUCUUUAAUAGAUUUUUACAUUUAUAAGAAACUUAAAUAUAUUAUUAAUAUUUAUAUUAGUGAUAAAUUAUGUGACA